AUGUUCCGAUGUUUGUGUCCUUUCACCCGGUGCGUAAUAUACCAGCGCUUUGUGCAACUCAAACUCAGGAAAGAAUUUGUUGGUGCCCUCGCAUCGUAUUUGGCUAGUCGUAUUAAAUUCAUUCGAAGGGAAGCCGGCAGGGCUGCACACAACCACCGCUGUAAUGCAGCUGAUGCACCAGCAGCAAGGAGCAGCAGCAGCGGCUGCUGCAGCCGCAGUUGCUGCAGUCGUUGGGACCCAAAUAGACCCAUUACUAUAUUGGAAUGUGGAGCUGGCACAGGAAUUCUAGCCGCUCACCUGCUACCCCUGCUGGAGGAGCAGCUCCAGACAUUUCAACAAUCUGAGAGCAUCACGACACUUAGCGCGAAACAGCAGCAACCCCACCAGCAUGAGGAGCAGAUAUCGGAGCCAUCUGGGCAGGUGCAACCGCUUAUUGGUCUACAAGCCACCGAAGCACUUCUCAGUCAGGCAUUCAGCGAUGGCAACAGCCCAGAUAUUCCCACACAAUCCGCUGACGACUCUGCACAAACAGCCACGAGUGCUGCUCCUGUCUUUUCUUACGUUGCAUCGGAACCUCGAGUGGGGCUGAGAUGGUGCCCUACUGCUUUGGCUGCGACGCGUGAGGGGUGUAGAUCACUGAUGGAACGGCACUGUCCGCAGCUUGUUAUUUGCUGCUGGAUGCCAUUCAAUGUAGACUGGACGGAGAAGGCUCGCCACAGUGGCUGCGCCUGCUGCCGAGAAGUGCAUCAAGGAAGCAGCCACUUCCCUGCGAUGCAGCACCACCACCACUCCCCUUGCCAAGUGAAGGAAUACAUCCUCAUAGGGCAUGCAGAAGGAGGUCUUGUGGGACGCCCGCUUGAGACGUGGGGAAUGCGUUGCCCAGACGCCAGCCACUUGCCUCUUGGAGUUGAUUAUGAAAUCCCUCAAGAGUUAACCCGGCGGCUUCUGCACAGUUCGUCCUGGAGCCCCUCUGAAGAAGAUAUCAGUGGCCCUGAUGCUGAUGAGCAUGCAAUAAUAGGGUCAACAACUAUGGGGGAAAGCGUUAGCAAGAGGCGCCGGGAAAAUAUAGAGGACGAAGAACGGAGCAGCAAAAUGUGGAAGUCAGCCAACAACUUCCGCUCCCUUCCACCAGAUGUUCCAGCAUCAAAAGCAGUUGAUAAUCAAACAAUAGACGGCUAUGUGCGGACAUACUGUUCAUCCUCACAUCAGCAACACGAAGGCGAUUUCCGGGGAAUGGGAAUUAAGCACCAACUGUUGCCUCUGCACGAUCGGCCGUAUUACCGGGAAGGAUUUUUCCGUCUGCCCCCCAAGCCCACUGAAGAAGGGGCGGAAACAGCGAUGGGCGAGGGAACAGGAAGCAGCUUGCUGCUUGAGGAGCUGCGGCGCGCACGACCUCUCAGCCGUAUUCGGACACCAACAGCACGACAGCAGGAACCGUACCAGACUUCUCGAGAUCCACCCCAACUGCGUUCAGUCGACUGCAUUCAGUUUAUCUGCAUAAAGGUUUGUGGCGGUGUGUGA
Eimeria maxima is the source of this 1521-nucleotide messenger RNA. RefSeq lists its product as hypothetical. The transcript has 3 exons. The coding region runs from base 1 to 1521 and encodes 506 amino acids. Lineage: Eukaryota; Apicomplexa; Conoidasida; Eucoccidiorida; Eimeriidae. The record is from RefSeq and is a predicted model, not a curated record.